Molecule: messenger RNA, 1509 nt
Organism: Prunus armeniaca (apricot)
Lineage: Eukaryota; Viridiplantae; Streptophyta; Magnoliopsida; Rosales; Rosaceae
Source: the annotation of a GenBank genome assembly
AUGGACGCUCAGUCGCAGCAGCCACAAGUCGGAGUUGUGAAGAAGAAGGAGACUCGGGGCCGAAAGCCCAAGCCCAAGGAAGAAAAGAAGGACGACCAGCAACAGCAGGCCAAGAUGAAGAAGGCCCACCAACAAGCCACCGUCGACGACAAGUACACUCAGUGGAAGUCACUCGUCCCUGUCCUCUACGACUGGCUGGCUAACCACAACCUCGUCUGGCCCUCCCUCUCUUGCCGGUGGGGUCCUCAGCUCGAGCAAGCUACUUACAAGAAUCGCCAGCGUCUCUACCUUUCUGAGCAGACUGAUGGAAGUGUUCCAAAUACGCUGGUUAUUGCAAACUGCGAGGUUGUCAAACCUAGAGUUGCCGCUGCAGAGCAUAUAUCUCAGUUCAAUGAAGAAGCCCGCUCACCAUUUGUUAAGAAGUACAAGACUAUCAUACAUCCGGGAGAGAUAAACAGAAUCAGAGAACUUCCACAGAACACUAAGAUAGUGGCCACACAUACAGACAGCCCUGAUGUUCUAAUCUGGGAUGUGGAAGCUCAACCUAACCGUCAUGCUGUCCUUGGAGCCACAAGCUCACGCCCGGAUUUGAUUUUGACUGGACAUCAAGAUAAUGCAGAAUUUGCUCUUGCAAUGUGUCCAACUGAACCAUAUGUGCUGUCUGGAGGGAAGGACAAAACAGUGGUUUUGUGGAGUAUUCAGGACCAUAUAUCAGCAGCUACCACAGAUCCAGCAGCAACCAAAUCUCCAGGAUCUGGUGGGUCAAUUAUUAAACAAAACUCAAAGCCUGGGGAUGGUAAUGAUAAAGCUGCUGAUGGCCCUUCUGUUGCACCACGAGGAAUCUACUAUGGGCAUGAGGAUACAGUUGAAGAUGUGGCAUUUUGCCCAUCUAGUUCACAGGAGUUCUGUAGUGUUGGUGACGAUUCCUGCCUCAUAUUAUGGGAUGCACGUGUGGGCUCUAGCCCUGCCAUAAAGGUUGAAAAAGCACAUAAUGCUGAUCUUCACUGUGUUGAUUGGAAUCCCCAUGAUGAUAACCUUAUUCUAACAGGGUCAGCAGAUAAUUCCGUUCGCUUGUUUGAUCGCCGAAAUCUCACUUCUGGUGGAGUUGGGGCACCUAUUUAUAAAUUUGAGGGUCACAAAGCAGCUGUUCUUUGUGUCCAGUGGUGUCCAGACAAAUCGUCUGUCUUUGGAAGCUCUGCAGAAGAUGGUCUUUUAAACAUUUGGGAUUAUGAGAAGGUAAGUAAGGAGCGAACUACCAAAGGCCCAAGUUCUCCACCUGGUCUGUUUUUCCAGCAUGCUGGGCACAGGGACAAAGUUGUUGAUUUCCAUUGGAAUGCAUCCGAUCCAUGGACCAUCGUUAGUGUGUCUGAUGACUGUGAUACUACUGGUGGAGGGGGGACAUUGCAGAUAUGGCGAAUGAGUGACCUGAUCUACAGACCUGAAGAGGAGGUUCUGGCAGAGCUUGAGAAGUUCAAGUCCCAUGUUGUUUCCUGUGCUUCAAAGCCUUGA